UGUAAAUCCAUUAAUAACAAACCUUUCUCUUCUCCCAACAGUAGAUCUGUUUGUAUGUGUCAAUAGCUAUAGCUAUAGCAAUAGCAAUUUCUUUUCACAGAUUUGUUGAAUUUGUCUUUUGAUUUAUUUUUUAUUUCGGAUCUAAAGUUUUUGCGAUGGCCGGAGUUGCCGUUCUUCAACCACAGGAUGUUCUCAAACAACAACGCGUAAGUUAUCGUCCACAACCUAUGAGAUCUAGACGAAAUUCCAGUUCUAACCCUAUACCAAACCCUAACCCUAACCCUAAGAACAACAACAGAAGAAAACGAAGUCCACAAAAGAAUGGAUCGGCUUCUACUCCUCAUCUGGUGAUGGGUGAGGUGAAGAUUCUGAAGCGCGGUGAAGCCUUGACCAAUAACACGGACAAGGUUGUUGUUAAGGAAAAGAAGAAAGUGGUAUCAGAUUUGGUGUUGUCGACUACAGAUCGGCUUGGUCCAGAGCCUGAUAUGGUGCCCAAGCAGAUGAAUUUUUAUGCUGGAUCGGCUUUUGUCUCCUCGCCGCCACCUAGCUCUUUGCCUGUACCGGCUUUCUUCAAGAAGACAAGUGACGCUACAACUGACUUGAGGCGUCUUCUCAGGCUCGAUCUCGAAUGACUAGAUGAAUUUGCAGUUAUGAAUAAGAAGUUUGUGUUUUGCUCCCACCUCGUGACAGCUUCCCUUAUUUUUUCAAGGGGAAGGACGACUUGGCAAAGCAAUUUCCUCAAAUUUCCUUAGUUUAAAUCCUUUGUUAAGUAGAUCUAGCUAAUAGGUUGUUUUUGUGGGUUGGAUUAGAAUAUAGUGUAGUAACUGUAUAGUCUAAUCAGCAAGUUUGGGUCUUUACUUUUAAGCAUUUGUUGUUUUAAGUAUUGUAGGGCUUAGUACGUCUAGUUUCAGUGGAGCGCUAUGUAAUACCCUUCUGUAAUUUAUAUGUCUUAUUUGGUUUUAUAUGUAUCUACCCUAGUUUAUGUUUUAUGAAAGCAGUAAUUAGUAUGAUUAAAAGUUUUGUGUAA
This is a messenger RNA of Lycium ferocissimum, 1027 nucleotides long. RefSeq lists its product as uncharacterized. The transcript has a single exon. The record is from RefSeq and is a predicted model, not a curated record. The coding region runs from base 156 to 632 and encodes 158 amino acids. NCBI's taxonomy places the organism in Eukaryota, Viridiplantae, Streptophyta, Magnoliopsida, Solanales, Solanaceae.